AUGGGGGAGGUCGUCGUUAGCGGCGGCGCUGAUGCGAGGGCGGAGAAAAGGAUGGAGAAGGCUGGAGAGGAGCCACGUGAGCGGAUGGUGAGAUGGGAGAAGUUCCUGCCGCGGAUGUCCCUGAGGGUGCUGCUAGUUGAGGCCGAUGAUUCGACUCGCCAGAUCAUCGCGGCGUUGCUUCGAAAAUGCAGCUACAAAGGUCGUUUCUGUCAUUUUUACUCAGGAAUUCCUUUCAUUUUUCGUUUCUGGGGUCUUCUUUUUGUUGUGUAUGUACGUCUGAGAUGGCUAUUUUUUCCCCUGAGGUCAUGGAGUUUUUACACCGGAUCUCGUCUUUCUUCCUCGUAGUAAAGGUUUUAGCUGCCUCUGACUGUGAUUUCUCCGCAUCUGUGUUUUAUUUUUUGUUUGAAAAUUGCUUAUUUUCCGUAUUUUAUUUCAACGGUGAAUUUACAGUUUGAACCAACUAUCGUUGCGUUUUGCUUUCUGUUUACGAAAGGAAUUUCUAAUUAAUAUAUUGAGCUCGUAAUUCUGUAAAACUUUAUAAUGCUUGUGCGGCAUUCAAACUGGAAAUUGCAUUUUCUAUCAGCCAGAAAAUGAACCAGGCAAUUUUGUUUAUUGUUUAUGUUUUGGUAUUGAGUCAAGCAUGUCAUCGUUCGUUAUGUUUAGCCCUUAAAUGCCUCUGGUUAUUCCAAGUUUCUGAACUGUUGCUAUUUACCCUUUUUUGUCCUUUAACCUAAGGGAGUACCCAUUUUCUGCUAAUGGAAGCAACAAGAAAAAUAAAACAAAGAGGCUCAUUGGGAUUUGGAACGUGUUCAUAUUUUUUUUGUUUAGUUUUUUUUGUCCAUAAAUAGUUUGAUAGGUUUGAAUCAGUUUCGCAUGGGGGGUCAUAUUCAAGUGUAAGAUACAUUGAUUUUACUUCCAAAUGGACGAUAAACUCGGUAUAUUAUAUGUUAGUGGGGGAAAUUGUUUCUUUGACCACCAAAAAACUCAUUGAGGAUGUAUCUGUCGAUUUGAUUUACUUACUGUUUAGAACGCCAUAUUUCAGGCUACGGAUAGUUUUGCUUUUCAUCCACAUGAAAUUCACAAGUGCCAUUAUGCUCGUUUUUGCACACAUCAAUUCCGUAUUUUUAUUAUUGUAAUCGAUAUACUAAAAUCUCCACAUAUUUAUGCAUCCUCAAGUGUUUAAUUUUUCCUUGAAAUAUAAAUCUCGAAAAUUCUUUUUAAGAGUCCUGCUGAUAUCCCCCUUUAUUUUAUUUCAUGAACAGUUGCUGCAGCUUCGAGUGGAUUUGAGGCAUGGGAGAUAUUGAAGGAGAAGCCCCACAACAUAGACCUCGUUUUAACUGAAGUAGAGCUGCCUAAUGUGUCUGGAUAUGGGCUUCUCAGCAUGAUAAUGGAGCACGAUAACAGCAAAAACAUUCCUGUUAUAAGUAUAAAUCAUAUGAAAACUCCUCAUUUAUUUUUCCUUGUGGCACAGCUGUUAUAGAACAUCCUCAACUCUCUGUUUUUCUGAUGCGUGCAGUGAUGUCUUCAUAUGAUUCAAUGAGCAUGGUGUUCAAAUGCAUGUUGAAAGGGGCAGCAGACUUUCUUGUCAAACCAAUCAGAAAGAAUGAGCUGAGAAAUCUGUGGCAGCACGUCUGGAGAAGACAAUCGGUGAGCUCUAUUCUUACAUCUACUUUAGACCAUCUUUCAUGACACUGCUCGUAGUGAAUUUCCUGUGUUCCAAUCGUCAUGCUGAUCAGCGUCAACGCCACUUCCGUUUGUUUCUUCCUGUUGUCAGUCAAAUGGUGGUCCUGGUGGGACCUGUGCACAGCAAGUUGAGAACAUCGCUCCGCUGACAAGUGGAGCAAACUCUGAAUACAAUUCUGCGAGUAAUCACUCGAGUGAUUUCAUGGAUUCUCUUCACAAGAACAGGGAAUGCAGCAAGAAAGGAAGUGAUACCCAAGUAAGUUCUCCUCCCGGAAUAAAGAUGCGUGUGCCAUUUAUAGAAAACGUUCUUGUUAAUACUUAAUGUACAUGAGCUCUUUUCUGAGAGCAUGUCGUUCUUGCUAAUUAUGCAUAUUCCUCGAUCUGGAUAAAGGAAAAUUUAUCUGUUCAUUUGCAUCCUAAUCCCGGAUUUCGAAGGUGUGAUUGUGUCCAUCGAGUUUCACAUUGACACCGAACACUUUUCCGCCUCUUGCGCAGAGCUCUUGCACCAGGCCAGAUACAGAAGCUGAGAGUGCGAGCCUGCGUAUUAUUCGAGAGCAGAGUGAAAUAAACUGCAUCAACUCCAUUGGAGACCGUAUGACUGAUCAGAAAGAUGAUAUUUCUGAUAAACUGGAGGAGAAACCUCGUAACUCGGAAAAUGAAACACAAGGUAAGCUUCUUCUUUCAUGUUAUUUAUAAGAUCGGCUCUGAGUUACCAUGGUUUAUGUCGAAGUAUCAACUCCGGUUAUAUUAUCUUAGGUAAAGAAGAUCCCAGUGACAGAGAAACUUCUGUAAAGAUUGCAAUGUCAACGGGCCGUUUUGGGGAUCGUAAUGUUCAGUAUGACAACAAUGAACAGAGCUUCGGUCAAAGCAGUUCUUCCAGAGAAGUUGACUUGACUGCUCCAGCGGAGCAUCAAUCACAUCAUAACUACGGGCUUAAAAGACGUCGUGUGCUUCAAGCUGGUGUGCCCAACGAUCAAGUCCUUGGCGUUGACAACAGUCAGAAGUUCAAACCCCAAUUGGAGCUUUCUUUAAGAAAGAUUCAGGAUGAGAACGCAGAGAAGAAAGUCAAAGAUGUCAGUAGGUUAAACCACUCACAUUCUUCAGCAUUUUCCAGGUAAAUUCCCCCCUAAAAACCAUUUUUGCUUCAGUGACCAAUAUCUCUCUUCCUUCUUAUCUCAUUCUUCUAUAAAAGGAAAUAAUUUCAGUUCGUGCCUUUUUCCAGGUACAGCGCCAGGAUAACUCCGUCUCCUCUCCCCCAGUCCACCGACCUCGGAGCUGAAGAACCCAGAGGCUCCCCCGGAGAUGGCAGUGGGCCAUCUGGUGAGAAUCCAGAGCCCACGAACGCUAAGAGCCCUGGCCUCCAGAAGAGAGAUGGAAGAAACCCACAGCCCAAUCCUGAGUUCCCUGCUCUCCCCCGUCCUGCCACCGGCGCUGCUCAUGACGAUCCCCGCUCCGGCUAUGGCUCCGUCAUCCGAACAGUGUUCUACUCACAGUCGGGCCCACAUGUGUGGAGCUUGUCCCCGGGGGUUGACCAGCCGAGCCUGCCCUGCCGUCCUGAUCGAGAAAUCGUCAACGUCCCUGGAGAGAAGACCCAUCAGCCAAGUCAACUCCCCCAGAAGCAAAUCCAGGAGGGGCAGUCCUCCGAGGAGAGGCUCCAUGUUUCGUCCAUCACAGGUCAGAGCGGGGGAAGCCCGGCCCACAUCUCCGGAGUCAACGUGGAGAGCGUUCAUGGCGGAGGCAGCGUCCUGACCUGCGACGGCGCCGAGCUGACGAACCUUCAGCAGCGCUCCAUGCAGAGAGAAGCGGCGUUGAACAAGUUCCGUCUGAAGAGGAAGGAACGUUGCUACGAGAAAAAGGUCAGCGCCGACGAACCAACCACCUUCGAUUAUUGUCUAAUUACAGUCUUCUUCUCUACGAGAAAAAUCUGACCGUAGAAUCGUCUUCCUCGGCGACGAUGAUCCCCCCGCAGGUUCGCUACCAAAGUAGGAAAAGACUUGCAGAGCAGCGGCCCCGGGUGAAAGGGCAGUUUGUCCGGCAGGCGAAGCCCGAUCUUUGA
This is a messenger RNA of Spirodela intermedia, 3739 nucleotides long. NCBI's taxonomy places the organism in Eukaryota, Viridiplantae, Streptophyta, Magnoliopsida, Alismatales, Araceae. The record is from the annotation of a GenBank genome assembly.